AUGGCCGAAAACGACGGCGGCGUCUACAGCGUUUAUUUAACCGUAAAAAAUAUUUUUUGGAGCGAAUCAUUUUGGCUGCCAUCUAACACGACCUGGGCCGUUCUGGAACGUACGGAAGAGAGGUUUUUUCCGAGUGCCAGCGACCUCUGGAUCCCUUUUCCGCUGGCCGUCUUCCUAUUUUUUCUUAGAUUGAUGUGGGAACGGUAUGUUGCCCUGCCAAUUGGUCGGCAAUAUAAACUUAGGGAGUUGUGUCAAAAAAAGCCAAUACCCAAUGAAGUCCUCGAGAAGUUGUUUAAGAAGAAUAAGAAGGUUCUUCCUAGCAAAGAGCAUAUGAAGAGUUUAAUGAAGGAGUUGGACAUGAGUGAAAUUCAGAUAGAGAGAUGGUGGCGAAGAAGAAGAGUGCAGGACAAACCGAGUGAGAUGCAGAGGUUUAGAGAGACAAGCUGGAGGUUCAUAUUUUAUUUCUUUGCUUUCUGGGGUGGACUUAUAACCUUGUGGGAUAAAUCUUGGUUCUGGGAUACAGAUCAUUGCUGGUAUGACUAUCCUACUCAGCACGUCUAUCCAGACAUCUGGUAUUACUACAUGAUCGAGAUCAGUUUCUAUUGGUCGCUCGUUCUGUCUCUAUUCAUGGAUAUCAGAAGAAAGGAUUUCAAGGAGAUGAUAGUUCAUCACAUAGUGACUAUCUCCCUGAUGGCAAUGUCCUACUCGGCUAACUUCAUGCGGAUCGGAUCGCUGAUCAUGUGCGUGCAUGACGCUGUCGACUGGAUCAUGGAGCUGGGAAAGCUGGCGAAUUAUUGUAAGUACAGAAAGACAACAGAUCUCAUCUUUGUCUGUUUCACUGUAGUCUGGUUCAUAACAAGGAUAUGCAUCUAUCCUUUUUACAUUCUGAAAAGCACACUGUUUGAGGCAACGAAAAUCGUUGGCAUGGCGAACAUUUACUUCGUCUACAACGGGCUCCUCUGUACUCUGCAAGUCCUUCACAUCAUCUGGUUCGCCAUGAUCCUCAAGAUGGCCUACUACUACGUCAUCAAGGGCCAGGUGUGUGGGGUUGCGGUGUGUGGUUUUGUGACUGUGUGGGUGGGGCGUUUUUGUGUGUGUGCGCGCGUUUGUGUGACUUUGUAA
Molecule: messenger RNA, 1122 nt
Organism: Helobdella robusta
Lineage: Eukaryota; Metazoa; Annelida; Clitellata; Rhynchobdellida; Glossiphoniidae
Exons: 9
Coding region: 1-1122 (373 amino acids)
Biological process (GO): ceramide biosynthetic process
Cellular component (GO): membrane
Molecular function (GO): sphingosine N-acyltransferase activity; DNA binding
Source: RefSeq, a predicted model, not a curated record